Acanthaster planci (crown-of-thorns starfish) is the source of this 2126-nucleotide messenger RNA. RefSeq names its product ciliary associated calcium binding coiled-coil 1 (gene cabcoco1). NCBI's taxonomy places the organism in Eukaryota, Metazoa, Echinodermata, Asteroidea, Valvatida, Acanthasteridae. The record is from RefSeq and is a predicted model, not a curated record.
UAGCAACAAGAUGGCGUCCUCGUCGACGAAAAAAGGAAAGGGGAAAUCUUCUCAAAUAACUAUUCAAAUAACCGGGAAAGGGUCCGAAGCUUACAAAGACAUUGACUGGAAAACGCUGAGUGACGAUGAAGCCAAGGCAAUCGAGAAGGAAGCAUCCCUAGCAUGGAAGGUGCUGUCCAACACCCAGACUCAAGCCCUUCAGGAUCUGCCAGUGGAAGAGGUGGAAAAAAAAUUGUCUGAGAUCCUGAAGCUGACCAGCCCUGAGAUUGACCUGUGCGAGUCGGUCCUGCUGGACUACUACGUUAGCGGGUUUUGGUGGGCCAAGGAGAGAGGCUUCACCACCCAGCAGCUCUCGGGAUUCUUCACCGUGCUGCACCAGCUCCUGGAGAACAUCAGAGAAAAGCAGCUGUCCCUGACAGACAAUCUUUCUGAGUUUCGGAAGACGUUAGUGGGCAUCGGUGCCGACAACAAUACCCCUAGCAGAGGGCUGGAUUUUUUUGACCUGGAGCACGCCAAAGCCAUCACCGACUUCCUCCAGAGCACGUUAUUCCAGCAUCAUAAGAUGUACGAGUUUCUAUUUCACUCAGAAAGGAAAGAGGAAAUUGUCGGGACAGAGCUGGUGGUUGACGUUCUCCCGCCGGCGGCUAUGCCUCACCCACCCCCACUCGACGAAGGGCUGAGAGAGGAGGUCUACCUGAGGCACAUCGCCCCUGCACCCCCGACGCCUUCCCCCGAGCCCCAGCCACAAGAAGGCAGCACAGAGGAGGAGGGAGUGUCCGACAGAGGAGAGACACCAAAGACCAGUGAGGAACAGGGGGCAGAAGCAGUGAGCUCAGGGGAACAAGAGGACCUCCUUGCCGGUGUCACACCCGAAGAGGUCAAGACAAUGUUUGACCGUGUGUCAAAGGAGCUCUUUGCCGGCCUACAGAAUGACAUUUCAGAGAAGUUGAUGGAGAGAGAAGCGGAGAUCAUUGGUAGAAUCAACAAGAUACACAGAGUGGCCGAGACCUAGCGGGAGUAGUGAUUGAAUGAUUGGCUCGGGAUUGCUUGCAGCCCAUGAAUGACCCAACAAUCCGUAUCGGGGAAGAAGAGUGAUUGGUCGAUUUCCAAAUGCCUCCUGAGGGCCACGUCAUGAAGGACUUCAGUUUCUGGGAAUGACAUUCAAAAGGGUUUUUCAUACUGUGAAACCUAAGCUUGGGGUGCUGGGAGAGUGGCAUAUGGGGAGGAGGGCAUGUCAUGUACAGCCACCCCACUGAGCUCUCCUGUCCUGUUGAACCACUGGUAGCAGCUCCAUUCAUAUAUAAAUAAAUGCAGGUUUACAUAAGUAGUCACAUGCACUGGCAAUUGGUAAACUGCGUGGGUCCCAACCCGUCCCAUAAAUAUCGUUAUUCCGACAUGUCCAGCCCCUUUUUUCAGUAAGAAAAAAAAGACUUGAGGUGACAUGUGAUAAUUUUGUACAGAGCUGUAUGUAUUCUGUGUAGAAUUUUACCUUCCAGAGUACUCUUGCAAUGCCAUACUGAAUAAAUUUGUGGUGGGUGCCUGGACUCUGCAGCUGUUUGCAGAUGUGCACGGCAAAUAACGGUGAUGAUUAAUCAAUUUGCCGCACAGCGCUCAUGCACCUGUGUUGUCUCUGCCUGCCUAGACUCCAUCCAAUUGUACUCGUGUGUAUGAAUGUGUACAUUUUUUUGCAGGAAGCUUGAAUUGUUUUUUAUCGAUAUAUGUAAAUAUUUUGAUCUCGUCUGUAAAUAAAGAGACUGUAUGUGCCUCCGACGCUGGAAAUUGUUGGUGUACGCUGUGCUUGUUCAAUGCUGAUGGUUGGCAGUGAUUCAACUCAAUUAGAUGUAAUUUAUAACCAUUGUUUUUUGAGGUUUAUUAAUCCUUCCCAGCAAGUUAACUUGAAAUAUUCCCACCUUAUUCUCACUUUAUUUUGGGGGUGGAGAGAAUCUGUCUUUGAAGAAAAAAAUUAGGAAGUAAAACAUAUCAAAAAGAUGUGAAAAGUUCUUGGGAGGCACAGUGGUUGCCUCAGAAUCCUUGCAGAUAACUGCAGCAGUUGCGGGGAUGGGAUAUCAGGGAGUCAACUGCAUGUCCUAAUCUCCUCUCCCCCCCCCCAAAUAAUUAUGCUGGUU